UCCCCUUUAUAAGCUUUUCUCUCCGCCCCAUCCAAGCCCUAGCGCUGGUGUGGGAGGGCGAGCGAGCGAGCCUGUGAGCCCAAACCCUAACCCUAGCCACCGAGGAAGAGGGAAGCCGCUACCGCCGCUGUUGUCGGAGAGAUCGGAGAUGGGUCGCGUUAGGACCAAGACUGUGAAGAAAUCCUCUCGCCAGGUGAUCGAGAGGUAUUACUCUCGGAUGACCCUGGACUUCCACACCAACAAGAAGAUCCUUGAGGAGGUGGCGAUCAUUCCCUCGAAGCGGCUUCGGAACAAGAUCGCUGGGUUCUCGACCCACCUGAUGCGCCGGAUCCAGCGCGGCCCCGUGCGCGGUAUCUCCCUCAAGCUCCAGGAGGAGGAGCGCGAGCGCCGUAUGGACUUCGUCCCCGACGAGUCUGCCAUCAAGGUCGACCAUAUCGAGGUCGACAAGGAGACCAUAGAGAUGCUCGCCUCCCUCGGCAUGGCCGACCUCCCCGGCGUCGAGAAGCAGGCCGAAGCCCCCGCCAUGCCUGUCUACUCCGGCCGUCCCGGCGGCUACGGAGGCCGGAGGCUCUAAAUUUUGGGGAGUUUUUAUGGUAGAUUUAGGUGGGAAGUGUGGGAGGUGGGGAGAUCUUGGUAAAAGUCUCUCUCUUUCUUUCUCUUUUCUUCAGUAUAUCUUCAAAAGUUUUGAACUUGGUGCGGAUAUUUCCUUUUGUCGGCUUUGUUUUAAGUUCUCGCUGGACUUGAAUGAUGGAGAGAUAAUAGUUUGAUGACUGUUUGUUUAAUUUGGAUUUCUUAUUCUUGGCUGUUGUUGAAAAUUCGUCUAAUUUGGUGCUGGAGGUUAUGUUC
Messenger RNA from Phoenix dactylifera (date palm), 846 nucleotides. Its product is annotated as small ribosomal subunit protein eS17-like. Gene Ontology annotation, biological process: translation. Gene Ontology annotation, molecular function: structural constituent of ribosome. Gene Ontology annotation, cellular component: ribosome. NCBI's taxonomy places the organism in Eukaryota, Viridiplantae, Streptophyta, Magnoliopsida, Arecales, Arecaceae. The record is from RefSeq and is a predicted model, not a curated record.